This is a messenger RNA of Physcomitrium patens, 2631 nucleotides long. Its product is annotated as BTB/POZ domain-containing protein At1g67900. Gene Ontology annotation, molecular function: protein binding. NCBI's taxonomy places the organism in Eukaryota, Viridiplantae, Streptophyta, Bryopsida, Funariales, Funariaceae. The record is from RefSeq and is a predicted model, not a curated record.
GAGACACGGAUUGGGUCCUCUUGUGUGGUGGCAAGUGCAAGCCUGGGUACGUGGAGAAAUUUCUAUGGCGUAGUCUCAAGAGUCCUGUUAGAUGAAAAGGAGCGUGGACAUUUAGCAAAUCCUUAUGACCGAGACUGCACGUAUCAGUCAUUCAGCGCUAUGGUAACUCUUUAGUGUUGCUGGAGAAGGUUUAACAGGCUAUUGAGGAGUAUGAUUGGGUAAAGGAUGCAUAGUACAGAGCAAGAUUGAAGCUCCAGGUUGCUACAAUGAAGUUCAUGAAGUUGGGGUCAAAGCCGGAUAUCUUCACCGUCCGGGGCAAUAUUACUUCGGUUGUCUCAGAUCUGUCAAGUGACAUAACCUUUGAUGUCGAUGGCCACAAGUUUCAUCUUCACAAGUUUCCCUUGUUGGCGAAAUGGGGAUGCCUUAACAAAUUGAUUGCAUCAGCGCUGGAGUCAGCAAGUGAGGAGGUCCUCAUAUAUGACUUCCCAGGAGGAGUAGAAUGCUUCGAGAUGUGUGCCAAGUACUGCUACGGCAUCACCAUCACCUUGAGUCCCCACAACGUGGGUGAGGUGCGAUGUGGCGCAGAGUUUCUUCAGAUGACUGAAGCCACUGAGAAGAGCAACAUGAUAUACAAGCUUGAAGUCUUUUUGAAUUCAUCAAUACUGCGAGGCUGGAAGGAUGCUAUAAUAUGUCUUCGCAGCAGUAAACCCUACAUGCCAUGGUGCGAAGAUCUUAAGAUCAUGGGACGAUGCAUCGAGUCAAUCGCAUCGAAGACUUGCGUCAACCCUGCUGAGGUAACGUGGUCUUUUACAAACUCCAGACCACUCACAUCAUCCACUCCACGUCAGGCGUCUUGUACUGAGCGGAGCAGCAGCCACAGAAUGGCACCUGUGCCUGCGGAUUGGUGGGUUGAAGAUUUGAGUGAUUUGGACAUCGAUCUCUAUAAGAGAGUUAUUCUAGCAAUUAAAUCCAAAGGUGUAGCCCAAGAGCUGGUGGCUGAAUCCAUCAGAAUUUAUACGCUCAAGAAUAUACCAGAUGUAUUACAGGAGCCACAAACUCAAGACACUUCGAGUGAGGGACGUUCGUAUAAUUUCAUGGAGAUGACAGCGAAAGACAAGCAAGUGCUGGAAACGGUUGUCAGCCUCCUACCCUCGGAGAAAGGCACAUCCUCCUGUAUCUUCUUGCUAAGGUUGCUGAAGGCAGCCUCCUUCCUUGACGCAUCAUCUUCCACCAAACUGGAGCUUGCUAGGCGUGUUGGUCUGCAGCUGGAAGAAGCCUCCCUACAUGAUCUGAUGAUUCCUUCCGUGUCAUAUUCAAACGAUACGGUCUGUGAUAUUGAUUUAAUGAUACGAAUUAUGGAAUAUUACAUGAUGCAGUUUCAAGGUCCUCAGGAGCAUGAGAGAAGCGAUCUCCUAACUGGCAAUGUAGAGUUUGAUUUCAACGGCUCUGAGCACCGAAUGACAGCGGCUACUCAUAGUUCGCAACUGAAAGUAGCGAAGCUCGUAGACCGCUACCUUGCAGAGAUUGCACGGGAUGCGAAUAUGCCCCUUGCAAAGUUUAUCCAGCUUGCGGAGCUGGUGCCUGACUAUGCACGCCCUGUCCAUGAUGGUCUGUACCGCGCCAUUGACAUGUAUCUCAAGGAACAUCAACACAUGACAAAGAGUGAACGGAAAAAGAUUUGCCGAUUAAUGGACUGUAAGAAGUUAUCUAUGGACGCGUGCAUGCACGCAGCUCAGAAUGAUCGCCUUCCGUUGCGAGUUGUGGUUCAGGUCUUAUUCUUUGAGCAAGUCCGAACUGCUGUAAACGGGGGCCUCCUCCCAGACGACCAUCCGGGUAACAUCCAGCAGCCUGAGUAUGGCGAAGAGAUCAGUUUUCCAGAAGCUAACAAUGGCAACCACAGAGAGACCUCCACCGGGGAUGAGAACUGGGAAACGGUGCACCAAGACUUCACUGCCUUGAAGGGCGAUCUUGCUAGCAUCAAGAAGCGCAUUGCAGAAGCAGAGAGAGAGCGCGGUGGAAUGCAGCACGAUAACACCAGCAAGCAUAUGAAAGCCAAAGGGGUGUUGUCCACAUUCAAGCCUGAAAAGCUCUUCAAUAAGCUCUUUGCCACGAGGGGCUUCUCAAGCUCGGAGUCUUCUCGUGACUCUGUUAGCCCUGAAGUGACAACGGAGAAGAUAACAAUGAAACAGCAGCUUCGGCAUAGCAUUGCCUGACCUCAAAUGAUGGUGAGUAUAGAAUGAAUCCUACUUUGAGGAGCCUACUGUGUUAUGUGUACAUUAAACCUUUGUAUAUUUAGUGCAGUUAUGAAUGCUCGAUGUUUAGAUGGACUUGAUGAAUGAACAUAAUUUUGGAGAAAAGGAAGCCUCGGAAGAAUCACCUUGUGUCUCUGAAGAUGUUGCUACAUUUAGAGUAUAGGUGAAUAGGAGAAUAGGUGCAAUUUUACCAUCCGGAUACUGUACUGUUUCUCAUACUACAGACAACACUCGGAUCCUUGUACAUGCGAGGAGGGGAGGGAUGGGAGGUGGGGGCUUUCCCGCAUACUUUUUGUCAGAUAAACUAGGACCCUGUUGUCAUUUAUUCAUGUGACUGUUGUAUCAAUUAUUCAAGUUUCAUCUUGUGCUAUCAUUCAAA